AUCGCAGUUGAAAUGUCGCAGUUGUAUCGGGCGUGUCGAGUCCUGCGACAUCGUGUUUUUCACAACUUCUCGUCGUGAUUUAUCCGUCUAAUACGCAUUCGAGAGUAUCGGGAGUAUCGUGUCAAGCAGCCCGAUCGUCUCAUCCCGUUAAUUCGAUUUAUAUUCGCGAGUGAACGGAAGGAAAUUCUGACUUUUCCGAAACGAAAGGAGCAAGUGUCGGGGAGGCAAGGCGGCCAUUGGCUUCUAGAGCGAAGCCGAAUCGCGAUAAUUAACCCGUUUUUCGCGCGAUCGCGAUAAUCAGUGCUUCAUCACGCGACGCCGAAUAUCUGUCGCGAGUGAAUAAGUGUUGAUGUGAAUAAGUGUUGUUUAUGUGAGUGUCCCGAGUGAAUGUUCGGAGCAACGGGAGCCAUCGACGAGGCAUCGACGAAGGCAUCGACGAGGCGACAAAGGGACGCGACGAGGAGCGACUCUGACGUAUCGAGAGAGGAUAGGCGGAUACGACGAUCAGAAGACAGCGGGUGCACACUUUAACAAUGCGUCUUUUCAAACGUUAUGCAGUCGAUACGAGUCCACAGCUUGUUUCUGCUAUACCUAUCUCUCAAGAUAUUGCUGCUACUGUCGAAAGUAAUCCUCUUGAGAUAUCGGAAAAGAAAUCGAAGACAGACGACAGAUUGGAAGAUCCUCUUCCGCUUAAAAAUGUUGACACACAAAAAGAAUCGGAUUCUUCUAUUCUAACUCGUAAAGGAAUUUCGACUUGGGGACGAAAGAUGGGUCAGAGAUGGGACCAAAUGAAGAGGUCGGACAGUUCCGAAUUGCUUUCGGUAUCGCGACGGCGACGACGAUGGAGCCCGCAUCGGAAAAGCAGCUAUGAUGAAACGUCGAACGAGAAAGAAAACGGUAAUAACGAGUUUCCGAGGCCAAAGAGAAUUCCCAGGGUGGAAUCGUUGAGAAACUUCUUUAGGACUAGUGGAGAUCAUUCGUUCAACUCCAAAAACUCUGCGAGAAACGCGACGAUACAGGAGGAGGACAUCAUCGAAAUCAGACACUGCCCGAUGGAGAAGACUCUGAGCGAAGGUGCGAUCAAGAAAAUUCCGCUUCGAGGCUUCUGCUCCGACAAUAUCGACGCUCGCGAAUUCGCUGGGAUCGAUCGAGAAACGUUCCUUCGUCAAAAGAAGUUACAGCUUAGUCGUAGCAUUCAGGAUCUUCAAGAGCAGCGGCGAGUCUUGGAUUAUAUACUCAAGAAUCAGGAAAUUCUGAAGACACAUCGAGGCGACACGUUCGUGAAAGAAACACUGGAGAACGUUGGAACGAAUUCGCAGCAAAUCUCCAAUUCCGAUUGCUCUACGGAAGAGACAAAGAGCGCCUCGAUGCGAAUGACUGAUCAUCACUCUGCUCCCGUCAACGAAAUUAAGGAAAAUGUUUGUCAUUCCCGUGGACCCUCCACCGCGCUGACCGGUUUGGAAGAUCUGCUGAGCAAUCUGCGCAUAGGCUGCGAUGAAAGUGGCUACGAUUCAGAUAGUACAAGAGCCGGCGCGGAUUCACCGGACAGUGAAAAAUCGGCAUUGCCUUCGUUGUUGAAACCGCGUAGUUUUUCGUUAACGUCCGACGAUUAUCACGGUUUGUCGCUUCCGUUCCGUAGCGAUGCACCGAUGCGGAAAAAAGACGCAGCGAUCGAGCCGGAUUCAUCGGAAACGUGCACUUCGACAGUCGAGAAAGUCGAUGUCGCUGUCAAUUCCUCGACAAGCAAUGCUUCCUUCAAUGAUUCAACUACAACGCAAAUUACCAUUUUAAUGUCGGAAGACGAUACGGAUAGCUGCGACGAUGAUACUUUCGCCGAUUUUACAGAAUAUCAACCAAAUUUAACGAGAACUUAUUCUAAGAGGGAAGCGGAUUUCUUUCCGCAGUGUCAGGAGGAUGUACAAAAGCCAACAUCUUCCGCGUCUUCUGCUCGGCUACGCGAGAAUUUAACGAAACUCCAAGUGACGGAGAGUAAUAAUUUCGAUGUUACUCUGACACAAUGUGACGUUUCCGACGAUGCUGAUGUGCGUAGCACCGAUGAUACUAAAACGAAAGUCAAUUUCGACGAGAAAAAAUCUUGUGUAACGCCAGUAAAUCAUGUGUCUCAGAUGGCCAAAUUUCAGAAUUUGCUGAAGGACAAGAAAUAUAGAAAUCGCAAGUGCUCUAGUCCGAGUGUGCUACAGCUUUUAGACCACGCUGCGCCUCCAUGUAAUGACAGUCCACCGGCUAAUAAAAUCUAUCCUUUAUCUGAGAGGAUGACUAAGCCGCUACGAUAUUACAGUCCGAAGAGAUCACGUUCCAUCGUGGAAUUAGAUACAACGGACGUGACGAAGAACACGGCGAAAAGAGUGUUGACAUUGAACACUUGCGAGUCCGCUCCUUCCACAGCUUCGAAGACUGUCAACGAGAGCCUAGUACGACGCGAAUUGAGAACGAUGAAACUCACGGUGAACCACACAGCGGGUCUUGGUAUCUCGGUGGAGCGAUGCGAGGCAGUCAGACCGUUUUACGUGAUCGCCAGGAUGGAUCCGGACGGGGAGGCGGCUAGAUCGAAGCAGUUUCGUAUCGGCGACGAGAUCGUCCGAGUCUGCGGACGUAGAAUACGCGGUAUGUCGAUGGCGGAGGCGAGAAACGCCUUGCGAAGCUGCGUCGGCACGGUCGAGCUGCAGAUCGCGAGAGAACCGAAGAAAAUCGGCGACACCUGGGGCGACGUCUUGUCACGAACGCGAAGCGAUCCCGACUCGUGGGUCUCGAAGAAUCAGAAAACCGAAUUUCAGCCGGCUUUCCGUGCAUCAUCUCCGACGAACACUGAUGCAUCUCAUGCUGUUGAUGAGGCUACCACUAAUCGGAAAAUAACGGGGAUGAAAAAGUUCCAGAUCGUGAGGAAACGAAGCGCCGAAGCUCCCGCCGUUCGAGGCACUAGUUUAACCAUGGAUCUGCUGACGAUCAUAUUAACGAAGGGUGCUCCGAAGAAAUUGGGCUUCUCCAUCGUUGGAGGUGUGGACAGCAAUAAAGGGCGCAUGGGUAUCUUCGUGAAAGAUAUUAUGCCCGAUGGACAAGCUGCGGAAGAAGGUACUCUGAGAGCGGGGGACGAAAUUCUAGCCAUUAACGGCUCCUCGUUAGACGGCCUAACGCACGCCAAGGCAUUGCAAAUGUUCAAGAACGCCAAAGCCGGGAAUCUGAUACUUCACGUUGCCCGAAGAGACCUGACGCAUAAACGAUACAUCACGCAAUCAAAAUCUUAUGAUUGCCUCAAUAAGUUAACGAAGUCUGCCGACGAAUAAAAUUAUUGCCAUUAGUCGUUAUCGAAUUAAUCUUUCA
Molecule: messenger RNA, 3339 nt
Organism: Camponotus floridanus (Florida carpenter ant)
Lineage: Eukaryota; Metazoa; Arthropoda; Insecta; Hymenoptera; Formicidae
Exons: 6
Coding region: 534-3302 (922 amino acids)
Molecular function (GO): protein binding
Source: RefSeq, a predicted model, not a curated record